Nicotiana attenuata is the source of this 489-nucleotide messenger RNA. RefSeq lists its product as uncharacterized. Gene Ontology annotation, molecular function: nucleic acid binding; zinc ion binding. NCBI's taxonomy places the organism in Eukaryota, Viridiplantae, Streptophyta, Magnoliopsida, Solanales, Solanaceae. The transcript has 4 exons. The record is from RefSeq and is a predicted model, not a curated record. Bases 1 to 489 code for a protein of 162 amino acids.
AUGGCACAACUUAAGGGAACUCCUCCUAACGGUCUUGAGGCUAUAAGCCCCAAGCAUGAUGUUCAAAGUUACACAUGUAUUCGUGAGCAUCCCAGAGCUGUUCCAGUAGCACCACCAGCGGAGCCGCCGGGAAAUCCUACUAUUGAGGAGCAGGGCGAGGCUGGUUUAUUUCUAGCUGAUCCAGCUAUACCACAGGCAGGAGGGGGAGCACAGACCCCUACUGCCCAGGCUCAUGGUCAUGUAGCUGCAGGUUCCUCCAGUGGACAUUCAGGUACCCAGGGUUCUUUUGGCUCCUAUUCCAGUGCUACGCCAGAGGGUUCAUACCGUCCUCCAGCCAUUUCUGGUUCCUCCGGUAGGUAUUCAGGCCAUCAGGGCCAGGCUUUCGGGCAGCAGGCUAUGGUGCCCAGAGUUUGCUACGAGUGUGGAGACCCAAGCCACUUGAAGAGGACCUGCCCCAGGCUUAGGGGCAAGGCAGUACAGCAGGGUUAG